Messenger RNA from Amphiprion ocellaris (clown anemonefish), 9854 nucleotides. RefSeq names its product pleckstrin homology-like domain, family B, member 1b (gene phldb1b). Gene Ontology annotation, cellular component: basal cortex. Gene Ontology annotation, molecular function: protein binding. Lineage: Eukaryota; Metazoa; Chordata; Actinopteri; Pomacentridae. Gene Ontology annotation, biological process: regulation of microtubule cytoskeleton organization. The transcript is spliced from 27 exons. Bases 377 to 5326 code for a protein of 1649 amino acids. The record is from RefSeq and is a predicted model, not a curated record.
GGCUUUAGCCCAGUGUGUGUUAUGACAGCCAGAGACAGUGUGUGUGUGCAUGUGUGUGUGUGUGUGCGUGUGUGCAUCGAGGAGAGACAGUGAGUGAGAGACCCUGACGAAGGCAGAGGAGAGAGAGAGAGAGAGAGAGAGAACAGAGAAAGAAGCUUCCUCUUUGGAUCCCAGUCAGUUUGCUGUCCUUCUUUGUGUUUUCUGAUUUUUGUGACACCAGCAGCAGUCCCAUCCUGCCUUUAUGAGCAGCAGCAGCAGCAGCAGUGGUGUGUUUGUUUAGUCCUGAGCUUUUACUGGACCCCCCGCUGCACACACCCACCCACACCUCCGUCAGGACCUUCAUGUGUCGCAGGGAGCUGUGGACAGCUCAGUGGACAUGGACCGCCUGAACAGGAACAUGCCUGAGGUUGGACGGCAAACUCACCAGGUGUUACAGAGCACCCCGCUGGACCUGAUCGAGACUGGAAAGGGGCUGAAGUUCCAAGCAGAGCGCCCCCACCUGGUCAGCCUGGGCAGCGGGCGGCUGAGCACCGCCAUCACCCUGCUGCCGCUGCCUGAGGGCCGCACCACUCUGGGUCAUGGUCCCAUGGACAUCAGCAUCCAGGGCCCCGGGGUGGCAGCCCAGCACUGUUACAUAGAGAACAGGUCAGGGGUCAUCACGCUGCACCCCUGUGGGAACCUCUGUGCUGUCGACGGGCUCCAGGUCAAACAACCCACCCGCCUGUCACAAGGCUGUAUGCUGUGUUUUGGCCAAUCGGCCUUCUUUCGCUUCAACCACCCUGAGGAAGCCUUCAGGAUGAAGAGCAUGAUGCCCCAGGGAGGAGGUGUCUCCAGUGGGGACUACAGACUGUGCACAGACACGGAGAGUUUGGUCAAUGGGAAUCACCAGGUCAAUCCAGCCCAGUCUCCCCCAGCUCCUGGAGAGAGAGUCCAGUCUGAGCACAGUGCCAUCGUCAGCUCCAUUGAGAAAGACCUCCAGGAGAUCAUGGACUCCCUAGUCAUGGAUGACCCACAGCCUUCUUCUUCGGAGGCAAAAAAGCCUCCUGGAGGUCAAUCCAUCACCCACUCUCCGCUGUCACCCAUGGUCAAUGGAGGGGGACGGUAUCUGCUGUCCCCUCCUACCAGCCCAGGGGCCAUGUCUGUGGGGUCCAGCUACGAGAACACAUCCCCCCCUUUCUCCCCACUUUCCUCCCCCUCCGCGGCGAGCAGUGGGAGCUUUACCAGCCCGUCUCCAAGUGGAGGACCCCAGGACCAGAGUUCUUCUCUGCCACCAGUGCCUGUACGCUCCUCUAGCUACAACUUCACCACCCAGCCUCCACCUGUACCCCAGCCACGGACCAUACUGCCUAACUUUAGCAGCAGUGGGGUUGGCCAGAAGGUUCAGGAAAGCCCUAGGCUGCAGAGGAAGGUCUUAACAAACACUCCUCCAAGUCCCAAGCCAAGCCGCAGAGGACUAGGCCACGAUGGGUCUGAGAGCCCUCGACAGACCCCCCUUCUGUCCUCCACUGAGUCUCUCAGUAGUAGAAACAUUGUGCCAAGUAGCCCCAGACUCACUCCCAAAUUCCCUACCUGUCCAUCGCCUUUGCCCUCCAGUCCCAGGACCAAGACUACCACGGUGCUCCAGGAAAGGCCUGCCAGCCCCUUUAGAGAGCAGACCAGUGUAGCUGAUCGCUCUCUUACCUCCAGCCCAUCUCGGCAGCUUUCCCAACCCACCAGAGCCUUCCAGCCUCCGUUGGACCCCAUUGUCCACAUCAUCCAAGGAUCGCCCCUCCAGCAGCAUCCACGUUCCCUGCAGCCCCCUGAAAGCCCUCGCAUGGCUAGGAGAAACAUGGAACCGAAUGGGAGCAGUGGUGGUUGCAGUAGUAUGCGAGAGCUGCCUCCUCUAAGUCCCUCCAUGGCAAGGAGAGGGGUCCCGGUUCUUCCAGGGGCGCUACCAGGGACAAUCCCCACAUUGAGGACUCCAGAUAGCCCCUCUAGUCUGGGCAAGCUUGUCCCUGAGAGUCCCAGGCUUCGUCGCAAGGCUGGAUCCACAUCGGAGGAGCCGAUGUGCAGCAGAGGAAUCCGAGCCCGCAGUCCAUCACCUACCUCUAUGUUGAUGGAGGGCAGUGGUGGGACUGCUGGGGUACGGAAGGCGAGCUUUGGGAAUUCCUUAUCGCCUGCUUACAGUCUGGGAUCCUUGCCUGGCUCAUCCCCUGUAGCCAGCCCCAGGACCCACAGGAAGAUGUCUUCAGGGAGACCCCACCCUGGAAUGAGGGAGAGGAAGAACAGCAUCACAGAGAUCAGCGACAAUGAGGAUGAGCUGCUCGAGUACCACCGACGACAGAGAGAGGAGAGGCUUCGAGAGCAGGAGAUGGAGAGACUGGAAAGACAGCGACUAGAGACCAUCCUAAACCUCUGUGCUGAAUACAACAAAGGAGAGAGCCCCGGCCUGGACCCUCUGGGUUCAGGAAGGACAGGUUUCCCCGGUCUGUCCGAUGGCUCUGCGCGGAGACCGUCUAUGGAGAAUGUCUUGGGAGGGAUGCCGACCUCAGCCUCACUCCGCCUGGCACAGAGGCAGAGGGAGAGUGAUGAGGAGAACCUGAAGGAGGAGUGUAGUAGUACAGAGAGCACUCAUCAGGAGGUGAGGGCAUCUCCUGCUCCCAGCACAGCAUCAGCACUGCACAAUGGAGACCGACAGCAUGAGGAUUCCUCCAGUCCAGGCAGCGCAGGUCGUUUGGAGCUGGGUUACCUGGAGGAUGAGCGAGUUCGUGUUCUGGCUCGGAUUGAUGAGCUCAAAACCCGACUUACAGAACUGGAGCAACAACUUCAAGAGUCCAAACAAGAGGCGGAGAUGGAGCGUGCCUUGCUGCAGGGCGAGAGGCAGGCAGAGCUCGACCAGAUAGAGGCAGAAACAGACAUCAUCACUCAGCUGCAACACAAGCUGGACGAGCUGGAGAGCGCCAUCCAAAGGGAGAAAGACAAGGAGAGGGCUAAUGUUGAGGCCGAGCGCCGGGCCCUGCAGAGCCUCCAGGAGGGCUACGCUGAGCUCAAGAACCAGCUUCAUAACUGUCCCGAGUCCCUUCGCGAACAGUUGCAGGAACAACUCAAAAGGGAUGGAGAAGCGCUGGAAGCGGGAACUAAAAAAUUUGAGGACCUGGAGUUUCAGCAGCUGGAGAGAGAAAGCAGCUUGGAGGAGGAAAGAGAAACCAUCAGCCAGCAGCUGCUGCAGGAGCGAGCAGAGUACCACAGCAGUGUGGCCAAGAGGAAGGAGAAGGUGUCUGCUCUGGAGAACCAGGCCAGUCAGCUCGGCCUGCAGGCGUCUCAGGAGUGUGAGCGGCUGGCCAAAGACAGAACUCUCACUCUGCAAAUGCUCCAAAAGGAGAAGGAGAGGCUGUCGGCCCUGGAGAAGAGGUACCACAGCCUGACUGGAGGAAAGAGCUUCCCCAAGUCUUCCACUGCAAUGAGGGAGGAAUCGCUCCAUAUCAGCGAGGCUGACCUGUUGUUGGAGGAUGUCCACUCCUCCCAGCUCUCCCUCUGUCGAGCCUCUCCUUCCUACUUACACCCCCCCCCUCCCUGUCAGUUGUACCCCAGCAGCCCUACAGAGGAGUACCUGAAGCUGUCGGAUGUCUAUAAGAUGUACGGCAGCAGCGGCCACCAUGACAGAGGCAAGCCGGGCUCGCACGGCCGCUCGUUUGCCAUAGAUGCUGCAUUAGCUGGCGCCUGCGAGGAGUAUGUGACAGUGGGCCAGUUAAAUCAGAUGUAUGGGAUGCCAAAGGUGGAGUCGUCCCCUACCUCCCCGCUUCGCCAGCCCCUGCAGCCUGGAGCAGUAGACCCCGCCUUCUCCUGCCUCCCCUCUCCUCAUGGCUCCUCCCUCUCUCUCUCUGUGGAGUCUGAGGGCAGCAGGCCUCUCCUGCCCAAGCUAGAUUUAGAGCAGUGGUACCAGGAGCUGAUGGCUGGCUCCAGCCAGCUCUGUCCUCCCGCUCUGCCAGCCAAGUCGCUGUCAGGCCGCAGGCCUGUGCUGCAGGUGUUCCGCUCUAAACUGGACAGUGAUCCAGGUGUGUCUCUCUAUCAACCUAAAUCAGGCUCUGCAUCCCCUCUUCAGCACGGAGCAGCAACUCUGGGACGCAACACGACCUCCAAGAGCCCCCUGCUGGCAGUUGGCAGCACUGGAAGUCUGCCCAGGAACCUGGCUGCAACCCUGCAGGACAUCGAGACCAAGAGGCAGAUCGCUCUGCAGCAGAAAGAGCCCCUGACCUCCAGACAGAACACCACAGAGGGAAGCUCAGCAGGUCAGCAGGUGAUCGAAGAGCAGCGUCGUCGUCUGGCCGAGCUCAAACAGAGAGCAGCGGCUGAGGCUCAGUGCCAGUGGGAGGCUCUCCACGGCUCUCAGCCCCACCUCAUGUCUUCAUCCUCCUCAUCGCCCUCCUACUCUCCCGUCAUGGCCUACAGCCCCGCGCUGAGCCACAGCUCUGUCGGCCCUCCUCCUCUGGUUCACCACUCCAUCCUGCACCACCAGCCGCCGUCAGCCGGAGAGCAGCCCUACGAUACGCUGAGCCUGGAGAGCUCAGACAGCAUGGACACCAGCGUGUCCACGGGGAAUAACUCGGCCUGCUCGCCUGAUAACAUGUCCAGUGUUGGAGGAGUGGACGCUCUGAAGAUUGAGGAGAUGGAGAAAAUGCUGAAGGAGGCGCAGCUGGAGAAAGCCAGACUUAUUGAAUCGCGGGAACGAGAGAGCCUGGCUCGCCGUCAGAUGCUGGAGGAGGAGAGGAGGAGGAGGGAGGAGGCAGAGAAAAGACUGCAGGAUGAAACUUUCCACCGGCAGCAGCUAGUGGAGAAGGAGGUCAAAAUGAGGGCCAAGAACUUCUCUCAGGCCCGUCCAAUGACUCGCUACCUGCCCAUCAGGAAGGAGGAGUUCGACCUGCGCACACAUGUAGAGUCAUCAGGCCACAGUGUGGAGACGUGCUACCACGUCAUCCUCACUGAGAAGAUGUGCAAGGGCUACCUGGUGAAGAUGGGAGGCAAGAUCAAGUCCUGGAAGAAACGCUGGUUCGUCUUCGACCGCCUCAAAAGGACCUUCUCCUACUAUGUUGACAAACAUGAGACCAAGCUGAAGGGUGUGAUCUACUUCCAGGCUAUAGAAGAGGUUUAUUACGAUCACCUGCGCAGUGCCACAAAGAAGGGAUUUUUCAACCUGAAUAUGACCAGUAGCCCCAACCCCUCCCUGACCUUCUGCGUGAAGACCCACGACCGGCUCUACUACAUGGUGGCGCCCUCAGCGGAGGCCAUGAGGAUCUGGAUGGAUGUGAUCGUCACAGGAGCAGAGGGAUACACACAGUUCAUGAACUAAGAGACGCAUUAGAGUGCAGGUGAUGAGCAGGUAGCUUCGGCAGGGACUCUCCCAUCACAGACUCCACAGGUCCUUCCUGUUUCCAGUCCUCCGCGGACACCACGCCUUCUUUGUUACUUCUCAUUUUUAAUCACACUUUGAUUUACCGUGUAGACGUUUCCACCUCCACAUUUUUUAUGUGAUGCUGUUGGGAUUGAAAAAGGGAGCCCUUGGCGGACACACAACACACACACACUUCUGUACAUAAACCAAAAUAUAUACCUGUCAAAGACUUUACAAAGCCUUUCUAUAUUGCCAAAUGGAGAUCUUGUAGUUACUGUUGGUUGAAUCUUUUGUAUUAUUUGUUUCCUUUAUUUCUUUUUUACUUCUAGAGAAAAUUGCCAAAUGACAUAAUGCCAAUGUUUUUGUUGAGUGUUUCAUCAUGAUUUUGCUAAGUUUAAACAGAAAUUGCUUAAAAGAAUCUUCAGUCAAAGGCUGUAAUCAUUUUAGAGAUAUAUUUGGAGAAAAUACAAGUUUAUCCAAAAUGUGUAAAUCUAUGAGAAAUAAUAGAAAUGAGUCAUUGAGCAGGGGCUGGAGAGGAUGUGAUGGUGCAGAACUUUAGUCUCUAGCAGUGAAACACUACUGCAUCCUCCAGUCACUUCACCUCACUGCUGCUCACAGACUAAACCUAGCAGGAUCUACAGCACAUGGAGGCAUUCUGAGUACAUCCUGGUCACAUUUCUUCAUACAGGCUUACCAAAGUAACUGGAGGUAUUUUGUUAGACUUUGUCCCACAACGCUCAGGAGUUCACUUUGCAGUUCUCACAGUGGUUUCACCAGUAUAUGGUUUGAAAAGUAAGUACCAGUAUUGGUACUGAAGCUGCUCAUUAACAGUGUUUUGUGCAGUAUUUGGUAUAUUUGAAUUACUUUAAAUCAGCGCUCCAUUAAACCCAUAGCAUUCAGAUACUUCAGAAAUGUGCUUGUAUGCAUCCAGCUUCACAGCUGAAUACAGUUCUAAGAGUUGAUGAGAGUGAAACCAUUCACACACAUGAAGCUAAAGCCAGAGACUAUUAGCUUAGCUUAACAUAAGACUGCAAGCAGUGGUCAAAUGGCUAGCAUGGCUGUGUUUGUAAAAACAGCAAGUUGUAGUUUAACAAACAGUUCUGUGCUUUAGCUACAGCUUCUGUUAAUCCUAAGAACUUCAGUAGAAGGUACCUUCUUCUUUUUGGUUUCUUGAAGCUAUCAGACUGGAUGGGAAUCCUGAGAAUUAAUCCUCUCUCCCAGCUCACAUGACUAAAGACCGAUGAACAACCUAAAGCUCACAAGCGUCAAGCUGUGAUUGGUUGUGAAACAUCCUGGUGAGGGAUCUCAUGACUGCAUUCUAAAUACCCAAUAAGUGGUGUAGUAGAUCCCUCCCCUGUUUAGAGGUAGUUGUUCUAGUUUAAUACAGAUAGCUUCUUGGACUCAAACUAUCUGUUGUAGAAUGUGGACAUGACUGUUUUCAAAGAGCAUCCCUAGCCUUUAGACAGGUGGGCUGCUGAGUUUUGUCCUGUUUUUUCAUGUACUUUGUGAAGUGGUUGUUUAGUCUCUACUAGAUAUCUGUAUAUAGGCCUGUGCACUCCUUGCAUUGGACUGUAUAUACAACACUGUUCAAUGUGUUUGCAGAAAAUAUUUCCAAAUUUGUCCAACACACCAGCUACGUUCACGAUGGUUUGGGGGUGAGAAUAAAUACCUGGAACUCCUCCAGUCAGAGAGAACUGAGGAAACCUCGUGGUUGAAAGGUGAAACAUUCACAAACCAAAAAGAAGUCCAGUUAUCUUCUUUAAGGCACUUAGGAUCGCCAUGACCUGGAUUACUGAGAAUCUGCACAGUCCAGUCAGUCAAUUUGCCCAGUACUCCCAGAUUUUAUGCAAAGCUAGCGUUCUCUGGGCUCUUGGUUAGUUUUUAGGUUCUAGCUGGUUGGUACAAAGCUGCAACUGGUUAGCUUAGUUUGUCCAACUGGAAAGUUUGUCCGUCUGCUAAUUUAAACCAGGAUCAACAUGCAUUUCCAUCAUCUCCACAUCUGAACAGUUUACUAUGGGAUUAAAUCUGGUCCAUCAGUUGAAGGACAUUGAGGUGACCACCAAGACUGUUGGUCUCACCAAAGCUGCCACAUUCUCAGUGUACUUGUGAAGGUGUUGAACAGGAAUACAUCACUGUGUCCGUAUGAAGCCGUCAUGUUGCCAACUCAAGGUGCAAACUGCAUAUCUGUGUGUGCACAGAAACAGGUGAAGCUCAUCUAUUUGCCAAGUAGCCUGUAGCUAACUUGAUGAUGUGACUACACACCACUGCCAGCCUACAGCAACAACCACCGGAGGGCGCUACAAUGACCACACCAAUGCAGGACCCCACAGGAUCAACACUAUGGACUAAUGCAAUUCAGAACUGUGCCUUGACUGUGUGUUGUUGAUGCCGUGUCCUCAGCCUUGCUGGGAGGCUGCAAUUGUAUGAAUGAAUUUUAAUCUGUUUCUGAGCUGUAUUGCUGUAUGUGGACAGGUUUGCAUGAGGUUUUCUACGUCACCAUGGGGACGUCUGCCUGCAGCUACAUUACAGGCAGCGAUACCACAGGCCCUGAGCACAGUGGGGAUCAGUGAGAUCACUGUCAGUAUUUCAACAGAGAAGAUAUUCAGGCAGUUCCUGUUAUUAAUGGUACUAAAGGGGAGGUUCACCAAGUUUCAUGUCAGUUUGCCAGUAAUGAGGUGUAUUAGUUUGUAAGAACAGACAAGUCUAAGAAGAUGACCCUAAUGAUGUCAUAGCGAUGCCAUCAGGGUUGUCGUGGCUCCAUCUUUGACAGGGAAUUGGGGAUUAAUGGGGCAGUGAAAAAAAAUGUGGGUACACUGUUGAAUUGCAUUAUGGGGAAUGCAAUAUUUAGUGCCCUGACCCAUAGAAAAGACAAAGUCAGACAUCUACGCUUGCUUGUUUUUGACCCUUUAAAAAAAAAAAAAAAAAAAAAAAAAACAGUUCUCAACUAGUCACUUAAAACAAUAUAAAUUAAACAUUGAGUUGUCCCUGAGUUGUGGAUUCAGUAUUAAAGCUGAUAUAGGCAGGAAUUUGGCAAAGACAAAAAAAAAAAUUUGAAAAUUCCCUCUCCAGAUGUGCACACUUUAAAUACACAAAGGGAGUCAACAUUCAGUUGUGGCUUCGCUGUUCUCCUGAGUGGUAAUGUUUUCACUAGCAUUUCUCCCCCACAUCCUGUGUAAGCAGCGGCCUAUUGGUACUGUCAAACCUGGUCAGUGAAAAGCCUUGUGCUUCGUUUAAAUCUCCUGUUACUGGCUUUUCUUAACCCUUUGAUGCAUAACCUGGGUCAAAAGUGACCCAAAUCCAAUGGAAAAUGGGUAUCUCCUCAUGUGGUCUAUGCAUCAAAGGGUUAAAGGUUAGUGUGGAAUCUUUGCACAAUGAUGCCCCAAAAAGUAGCUUAACCCAGCUUUAAUUCAGAUGCUAUAUAUUAGUCAAAUAACGUGGGUGGAUGUUUAGGUAAAAUUGGAUUUUGUAUUUCUUUAUUUCAACAAACUGUUAAAGCUACCUUUUAUCUGCAGUCUCAUCAGUGAUCCCCUGCUUUGUAUCCCCACUGUGACCCAGAGCCUGCAUGCAUGAGGACGAUUUUAAAAAAUCUUCAGCUUUAACAGACCGUCUUUGUCGUAAAGUGUUGAUCAUCACAUUAUGAAUCUAUUGAUCAGCCGUGAACAGUUUGUAGUCGGCAGAUCCCAGACACAAUUUUUCCCCCCUCUUUUUAUUUUUUUUUUUGCAGGAGUAGACGACAAACUACGCUGUGAUUUCUGGAGCAUGUGGAACUGCUGUUUAGUUUCAUGUGUCGGUACAGUGAUGAUAAUUUAUGGUUGUGGUGCCUGAGAUAGUGACAUGUUUACUGCUAAAGAGAAAAAAAAAGCGAAGUAGAAGACUAGUGAAAAGACCUUAAUAUAUUCUGUCCCCCUUGCCUUUACUUUCCCUGCACAGCUGUGCAAACCAAACUAUUCAACACUGGCAAGGCUGUUAAAUGAUGUCUGUUGAUAGUCGGUGGUAUAUACAUUGUUAUCUAUGUUGAGAAGAAAGAAAACAUAAUAUACUGUAAAGAGGAUGCCUGAAUGAAAAAAUGAUCUUACUAUUGAAAUGAAACGAGACAGUAUUGUAUGAACAGAAGUACAAUUUUUACUUAUUUUUGUCAUUUUAGAAAUUUUAUUGUCAGUCAGUUACAUUUCAAAUUGUAUGGUAGUGAUGUAUCAAUCUACCUUGGUUGUUUUUUGUUUUGUUUUUUACUGGUACAGCAGAACACAUCUGCACACACACACACACACACCCACACACCAAGAAUAAGUCACCUAGCACUCAUGAGACUGUACUUUUGUUUUUCUAGAGAGUAGAUCCUGUGACACACACACACACCUCCACACACACCCACACACACACACUCAGUACUCGGACCAUACUGUUAUUGGUACCCUGUAUGUCUCAUGCGUCACUUUCAUGUAUGAAUAUGGAUUUUGUCAAAUCUAUUAAAAACAUCUAUCACAGA